Diplodia corticola is the source of this 1281-nucleotide messenger RNA. RefSeq names its product alpha beta hydrolase fold-3 domain containing protein. The record is from RefSeq and is a predicted model, not a curated record. Gene Ontology annotation, molecular function: hydrolase activity. The transcript has a single exon. Lineage: Eukaryota; Fungi; Ascomycota; Dothideomycetes; Botryosphaeriales; Botryosphaeriaceae. Bases 1 to 1281 code for a protein of 426 amino acids.
AUGACGACCAUUCCCCCCGCCGCCGCCGCCGCCGCCACCCCAAACCCCAAAAUCCUAACCCGCCAACCCCUCAAAGCAAUCUACAUCCUCACCUCCCUCAUCUUCGAAACCCUCAUCCGGCUCCCCCUCUGCGCGCUCCUCUACUGCCUCCUUCCCUCCCUCACGCGCCCAGACCCGCGCUGGACGUGGCGGCAGGCGAUCGGCGUGCGGCUGCUGCGCGCCAUCGUGCAGCACAGCGCCGCGGUGGAAGGCGUGUCGCGCGUCCCGCUUUCGCUGGCGCCGGGCGCCGAGGGCGAGCGCUUCGAGGUGAUGGAGCCGGCCGAGGCGUCUGCGUACCGCGGGCCGCUGCAGGACGACGACGACGACGGCGAUCAGACGCGUCCGGCCAGGAUCGGGGGGACGUGGUACGCGGAGCGGUAUUGCGGCGACGAAGGUGAAGAGGGAGAAGAAAAAAAGAGCAACAACACCAAAGCGAUCGUCCUCCACCUCCACGGCGGCGCCUUCGUCCUCGGCGACGGCCGCGAAAACGACUGCGGCGCGCUCGCCCGCACCAUGCUCCGCCAAUGCCACUCAUCCAUCUCCCACGUCUUCUGCCCGCAAUACCGCCUCGCCGGGGCGUCGUCGUCGUCGUCGCCCGGCGGCGACGCGCGCUACCCGGCCGCGCUGCAGGACGCGCUGACGGCGUACCUGCACCUGCGGCGGCGCCACCGCAUCCCCGCGUCGCGCAUCGUCCUCUCGGGCGACAGCGCGGGCGGCAACAUCGUCAACGCCCUGCUGCGGUACAUCGCGACGUACCGCGACGACGGCAUCGACGGCCUGGAGGAGGACGAGGCUCCCGCGUGCGCCUGGCUGUGGUCGCCGUGGACGAGCCCCGCGCAGGCGCUGGAUGCCGGGCGGGUGGCGCUGUCGCCGAACCGCGACUCCGACUACGUGCCCGAGGCGUUCGGCGCGUGGGGUUGCCGCGCGUACGCCGGGCACCGCGACGGUCUUGUGAAUGAUUCGUGGAUAUCCGUCGUUGCGGCGGAUGCGUUCCCCUCGCCUGCGCCCGUGUGGGUGCAGACGGGCGGGCGGGAGCUGCUGUUCCACGACAAUGUCGAGUUCUUUGAGGGUUUGAGGAAGGUGAAUGAAGGGAAGGGGAAGGGCGGCCAGCCGUGCGAGCUCGAGAUUGUGCCGCACGCGCCGCACGAUAUCGCGUUGUUGGGCCAUAUCCUCGGGUUUUCCAAGGAGUAUGAGGGGGCGUUGGAGAAGGCCGAGGCGUUCUUCCAGAGAGUCAGGAAAUGA